Messenger RNA from Puntigrus tetrazona (Sumatra barb), 2710 nucleotides. It is a transcript of the gene clcn6, whose product is annotated as chloride channel 6. Gene Ontology annotation, cellular component: lysosomal membrane; intracellular membrane-bounded organelle. Gene Ontology annotation, biological process: transmembrane transport; chloride transport. Bases 36 to 2624 code for a protein of 862 amino acids. The record is from RefSeq and is a predicted model, not a curated record. Gene Ontology annotation, molecular function: voltage-gated chloride channel activity. The transcript is spliced from 23 exons. Lineage: Eukaryota; Metazoa; Chordata; Actinopteri; Cypriniformes; Cyprinidae.
GUGUGAUGGUCAUGUGAUCAGGCGUGUUGCUGAAGAUGGCGUGCUGUGGAGGCUGCUUGUGUUGUCAAUGCUGCUGCAAUGAAGGCGAAACAAGAACACCAGAGGAGCUGACAAUACUGGGUGAAACCAGAGAAGAUGAAGACGAAAUAUUGCCCAGAAAAGACUAUGAGAGUUUGGAUUAUGACCGAUGCAUUAAUGAGCCAUUCCUGGAGGUUUUGGAGGGGUUGGAUAAUAAGAAAGCAAGAAAGUAUGAAGCGAUAAAGUGGAUUUUAGUUUUUGCAAUUGGCGUAUCAACAGGACUGACUGGCCUGUUUGUUGAUUUCUUCGUUCGGCUCUUCACUCAGCUGAAGUUAAAAGUGGUUGCACAGUCUGUGGAAGAAUGCAGUGAAAACGGCUGUCUAGCUCUCUCCUUACUGGAGCUGCUUUCCCUCAACAUGAUGUUUGUAUUCAUUUCCAGCGUUCUGGUGCUCAUUGAGCCUGUUGCAGCCGGGUCUGGAAUCCCAGAAAUUAAAAGUUACCUGAACGGAGUAAAGAUUCCCGGCAUUGUGCGGCUGAGAACCUUCAUAUGUAAGGUCACAGGAGUCCUGUUCGCUGUUGCUGGAGGAUUGUUUGUGGGUAAAGAGGGACCGAUGAUUCACAGUGGAGCGAUCGUAGGAGCAGGACUUCCUCAGUUUCAGAGCAUCACCUUCAAGAAGAUCCGCUUUCACUUUCCCUAUUUCCGCAGCGACAGGGACAAGAGGGAUUUUGUGUCUGCGGGGGCAGCGGCCGGAGUGGCGGCUGCCUUCGGGGCACCCAUAGGAGGCACACUCUUCAGUCUGGAGGAGGGGUCAUCCUUCUGGAACCAGGCCCUCACGUGGAAAGUGUUGUUCUGCUCCAUGUCUGCCACUUUUACGCUCAACUUCUUUCGUUCUGGGAUCAACUUCAAUAAAUGGGGGUCGUUCCAGCUGCCUGGCCUGCUCAACUUUGGAGAGUUUAAGUGUGCAGACGGAGAUAAGACCUGUCAUUUGUGGACGGCAGUAGAUUUGGCGUUUUUUGUGUUGAUGGGGGUGGCAGGAGGUUUGCUCGGCGCCCUCUUCAACUGCAUCAACAAACGGCUUGCAAAAUACCGCAUGAGGAAUGUUCACCCCAAAGCAAGAUUCAUCAGGGUGCUGGAGAGUCUGCUGGUGUGUAUGGUCACCACGCUGGUGAUCUUCGUGGCGUCGGUGACUCUGGGGGAGUGUCGAGAUUUAGCAUCCGCUAAUAACAACACAUCAACACAGGGGUCUGUAAAUGAAGAGGUGAAUUUAACUUUACGACACUUCUUCUGCUACAACAACACGUACAAUGACAUGGCGACCCUGUUCUUCAACCCUCAAGAGGUGGCAAUCCACCAGCUCUUCCACCAAAAUGCUACCUUCAGUCCCGUCACCCUCUCGCUGUUCUUUGUGCUGUAUUUUUUUCUGAGCUGCUGGACAUACGGCGUGUCCGUCCCCAGUGGUCUGUUUGUCCCGUCUCUCCUCUGUGGAGCUUCACUUGGGCGCCUAGUGGCCAAUGUCCUAAAGAUUAACUUCCACAUGCAGAUAUAUUCGGGGACCUUUGCUUUAAUCGGAGCAGCUGCCUUUCUAGGAGGUGUGGUCAGAAUGACCAUCAGCCUGACGGUCAUCUUAAUUGAAUCCACCAAUGAGAUCACAUACGGACUUCCCAUUAUGAUAACGCUGAUGGUGGCCAAGUGGACAGGAGAUUUUUUUAAUAAGGGAAUAUAUGAUAUUCAUAUUCAUCUAAAGGGAGUCCCGCUGUUGGAGUGGGAAACGGAGGUCGAGAUGGACAAAUUAACGGCUAGUGACAUCAUGGAGCCCAACCUGACAUACGUGUAUCCUCACACCCGUAUCCAGUCUCUGGUCAGCAUCCUGAGGACCACAGUCUAUCACUCUUUCCCCGUCGUCACCGAGAACAGAGAUAACGAGAAGGAGUUUAUGAAGGGCAAUAUCCUCAUAAGCAACAACAUCAAAUUUAAGAAAAGCAGCGUGUUGACGCGUGCCGGGGAGCAGAGGCGGAGGUGCCAGUCCAUGAAAUCGUACCCGUCAAGUGAGCUGCGCAACGUGUGUGACGAGCAGACUGCUGUGGAGCCGGCUGAGGAAGGCCAGGACAUCCUUCAGCAGAUGCUGGAGAGGAGACACGUGCCGUACCCAAACCUGUACCCGGACCAGUCUCCCAGUGAGGAGUGGACGAUGGAGGAGAGGUUCCGGCCGCUCACCUUCCACGGGCUCAUCCUGCGCUCACAGCUCGUCAACCUGCUCAUCCGCGGCGUCUGCUACGCUGAAAACCAGUCGAGUGCCUCGCAGCCACGGCUCUCCCAUUCAGAGAUGACUGAGGAUUACCCACGAUUCCCUGACAUCCACGAUCUUGACCUGGCCCUUCUCAAUCCGCGCAUGAUUGUGGAUGUGACACCUUACAUGAACUCCUGUCCAUAUACAGUCUCUCCAAAUACACGCGUGUCCCAAGUAUUUAAUCUGUUUAGGACCAUGGGACUUCGACAUGUACCUGUGGUCAAUGCGGUGGGAGAGAUCGUGGGCAUAAUCACCAGACAUAAUCUAACCCAUGAGUUUUUAGUUGCUAAACUCCGACAGCAUUACAUCACAAUCUAAGACUCCGUCUGCGAUCAAGCAGCUAAACGUGAAUGAUGGCGUCCUCGAGGCGAGAAGAGCCUGAACCCCUGUAUCAGGUCUCACCC